AUGAACAGUAUCUACGACAUAAAUUCCCGUGACAUUGAGCAGGGUCAUGGUGCUAAGUCAAUUAUGCUGCAUACCGACUCCGUUGAUACUGAGGGUAGCAGUCAAACGGCGCGGGACAUUACUGGUGAAUUUGAAGUGCUAGAGGAGAGGAUGUACAGAUCCAUUGCAUUUAGGAUAUGGAUGAGGGAAGUGAAUCUCAGAUUUGUACAAGAAAUUGAAAGCAUAAAUACGCAAUUGCUCUCUGCUCCAUUCCUUUACAACUAA
Molecule: messenger RNA, 264 nt
Organism: Aspergillus chevalieri
Lineage: Eukaryota; Fungi; Ascomycota; Eurotiomycetes; Eurotiales; Aspergillaceae
Exons: 2
Coding region: 1-264 (87 amino acids)
Source: RefSeq, a predicted model, not a curated record